Zychaea mexicana is the source of this 1449-nucleotide messenger RNA. RefSeq lists its product as uncharacterized. Bases 1 to 1449 code for a protein of 482 amino acids. The transcript is spliced from 9 exons. The record is from RefSeq and is a predicted model, not a curated record. NCBI's taxonomy places the organism in Eukaryota, Fungi, Mucoromycota, Mucoromycetes, Mucorales, Lichtheimiaceae.
AUGGCUGUUGCGCUUGGAUGUGCCCUGCCGAUACGUUCGGAGAAAUUCUGGCCACCAUACGUUGGUGCUGGAGUGGGAAGUAUGGAGUUCAGCUGCGUACUGUCUUCAUGCGUCGCCAAGUUGCGUUGCUGUCGCGAGAUAGCUGGUCCCAUUGCUACUAAGAUGGCUGUUGUGCUUGGAUGUGCCCUGCCGAUACGUUCGGAGAAAUUCUGGCCAUCAUACGUUGGUGCUGGAGUGGGAAGUAUGGAGUUCAGCUGCGUACUGUCUUCAUGCGUCGCCAAGUUGCAUUGCUGUCGCGAGAUAGCUGGUCCCAUUGCUACUAAGAUGGCUAUUGUGCUUGGAUGUGCCCUGCCGAUACGUUCGGAGAAAUUCUGGCCACCAUACGUUGGUGCUGGAGUGGGAAGUAUGGAGUUCAGCUGCGUACUGUCUUCAUGCGUCGCCAAGUUGCAUUGCUGUCGCGAGAUAGCUGGUCCCAUUGCUACUAAGAUGGCUAUUGUGCUUGGAUGUGCCCUGCCGAUACGUUCGGAAAAAUUCUGGCCACCAUACAUUGGUGCUGGAGUGGGAAGUAUGGAGUUCAGCUGCGUACUGUCUUCAUGCGUCGCCAAGUUGCAUUGCUGUCGCGAGAUUGCUGGUCCCAUUGCUAUGGCUGUUGCGCUUGGAUGUGCCCUGCCGAUACGUUCGGAAAAAUUCUGGCCACCAUACGUUGGUGCUGGAGUGGGAAGUAUGGAAUUCAGCUGCGUACUGUCUUCAUGCGUCGCCAAGUUGCAUUGCUGUCGCGAGAUAGCUGGUCCCAUUGCUACUAAGAUGGCUAUUGUGCUUGGAUGUGCCCUGCCGAUACGUUCGGAAAAAUUCUGGCCACCAUACGUUGGUGCUGGAGUGGGAAGUAUGGAGUUCAGCUGCGUACUGUCUUCAUGCGUCGCCAAGUUGCAUUGCUGUCGCGAGAUUGCUGGUCCCAUUGCUAUGGCUGUUGUGCUUGGAUGUGCCCUGCCGAUACGUUCGGAGAAAUUCUGGCCACCAUACGUUGGUGCUGGAGUGGGAAGUAUGGAGUUCAGCUGCGUACUGUCUUCAUGCGUCGCCAAGUUGCAUUGCUGUCGCGAGAUAGCUGGUCCCAUUGCUACUAAGAUGGCUAUUGUGCUUGGAUGUGCCCUGCCGAUACGUUCGGAAAAAUUCUGGCCACCAUACAUUGGUGCUGGAGUGGGAAGUAUGGAAUUCAGCUGCGUACUGUCUUCAUGCGUCGCCAAGUUGCAUUGCUGUCGCGAGAUAGCUGGUCCCAUUGCUACUAAGAUGGCUAUUGUGCUUGGAUGUGCCCUGCCGAUACGUUCGGAAAAAUUCUGGCCACCAUACGUUGGUGCUGGAGUGGGAAGUAUGGAGUUCAGCUGCGUACUGUCUUCAUGCGUCGCCAAGUUGCAUUGCUGUCGCGAGAUUGCUGGUCCCAUUGCUGUUAAGUAA